AUGUUGCUUUGUUUGUCUGAUUUAGCAGAGCAGGAGUUGCACGGGAGCAGAGGAGCGCCGGGGCAGGGGAGGAGCGGAGGAAGAGAGGAGGAGGAUAGGAGGAGAGGAGGAGGAGAGGAGGGGCAGAGGAGGGGGAGAGGAGGAGGAGAGGAGGGCCAUAGGAGGAGGAGAGGAGGAGGAGAGGAGGAGGAGUGGAGGAGGAGAGGAGGAGGAGAGGAGGAGGAGAGGAGGAGCAGAGGAUUAACGAAGGGAGGAGGCCAAGGGGGAUUCUCUGCUAUUGCCAGAGAUGCAUCGGAUGGGCGAGCAGAUUGGGCGAGCAGCAGAGGAGAAGCGGAGGCGAGGAGCAGCAGAGGAGGAGGCAAAGGAGCAAAAGAGAAUCCCCUGCCCCUGCCACUGAGGAGCAGAGGAGAUGGCGCUGAGGGGAUGGGAGUAGCUGUGGAGCGAAAGAGAAUCCCCUGCCCCUGCCAAGGAGGCGAAGGAGUGAAGGAGGAGGGGAGUGGAGCAAGGAGUGAAGGAGGAGAGGAGUGGAGCAAAGGAGUCAUGGAGCACAGCACAGUGGUGGAGGGACUCUCUGCUGCCGAUGGCUUCUCCUCCCAUCCCGCAGGAGAUGGACGAGUUGGCUCAGCUGAGGAGGAGAUGAGGAGCAGAGGAGCGACGGCUCAGCUGAGGAGAGGUGGAGCAGCAGCGGAGGUGGAGCGAAGGAGUGAAGGAGCGAAGGAGCACGAUCGAGCACAGGUGAAGAGGAGUGGAGGAGCAAAGGGGAUGCGCAGCAGCAACAUUAGGAGAAGAGUGGUGAUGCUGCGUUGGAGGUGGAGUGGUGCUGCUGCGUUGGAGGUGGAGUGGUGCUGCUACGUUAGAGGUGGAGUGGUGCUGCUGCCUUGGAGGUGGAGUGGUGCUGCUGCCUUGGAGGUGGAGUGGGUCCCAAGCGAUGGUUCCCACCUCACCGCGGUGCUUGGGUGUAACGUUAGGAGCUCUGCUCCUAGCGGCCAAGAGGAACCCCCCAUGGAUUCAUUUCAGUACAUGGGAAUUAAAAUGGAUUUAGCUAAGGAGAAUAAGUCGCUCAAGGCAGAGCUAGAGAAGGUUCGAGCUGCUCUUGCGAAAUCAGAGAGCACGUGCUUGGCUCUUCAGAAGGACCUCGCCGGUAUCGACGACAGCUAUCAGAAGCGGUUAGGGAAGCAAGCAGAGCGGCUUGCGUUGUGUCAGAAUGAGUUGGAGAAGUAUCAGAUGAAGGUUGAGAAGCUUCAGCGAGAGAAGAAAGAUAUUGAGGAGUCCAUAUCCGUUAGCAGUCAACAAGACACCUCGGCUUCGGUAGUGAGGCCGUCCGAGGAUCAAACCGCUUCUGAUGCAGAUUCAUCGCAAGCAAAGGGUCAGGAGAAUGAACAGCUCGACGAGCAUGAUUCCUCCAAUGAAUCUUCGGAAAGCCGCCAUGCUCUUGGAAAUAUCGGCAAGUGCAGUACCGAUGGCUCCUCCGUCGAGAAAGAAGUCACCGCCGUUUCAACCCCUGAAACCGAUCAGUUCUCCCUCGGAACUGCUGGACUCGACUCUGGCGUCAUUGACAACAUUCCUGACUCAAAUCUUAAAUCAGAGCUGAGCGCACCGAGGCAACUUCAGCUGGAAACCGCUUUGGAGGCUACGAGGAAGGAGAACUCGGAGCUGAGGGCUCAGCUGGAGGAGAAGGACAUGGAGCUGGCGCGAGUGAGGGAGACGGCCACGUGGCAGGAUAUGGAGAUGACCAAGCUAAGAGGCAUGGUGAAGGACCUGUCUCUUCCAGAUUCUGCACUGAAGGUGUCUGAAACAGAUCCUAAAGCAUUGGUGGUCGCUAAUGAGAAAAUUAACGAACUCGAGAAGAAGGUGUCAGAGCUGGCUUCAGCGAAAAAGAGGCCCAAGUUCUUGAAGUUUCUUUGCAUGUCCUGA
This is a messenger RNA of Closterium sp. Naga37s-1, 1914 nucleotides long. The record is from the annotation of a GenBank genome assembly. NCBI's taxonomy places the organism in Eukaryota, Viridiplantae, Streptophyta, Zygnematophyceae, Desmidiales, Closteriaceae.